Messenger RNA from Salmo salar (Atlantic salmon), 354 nucleotides. NCBI's taxonomy places the organism in Eukaryota, Metazoa, Chordata, Actinopteri, Salmoniformes, Salmonidae. The record is from RefSeq and is a predicted model, not a curated record.
UCUCAGUGUGGCUCAAUGCUACCUGGUAAUUUUCAUGGCAGCACAGGGCAGAGCUCUUCCUCACCAUACACUGUCACUGUCAACCAGACCACCUACCAGCCAGGAGACACCAUCCAAGUGACUCUGUCAGGAACCUUCACCUAUAAGGGGUUUCUUCUGGAGGCCCAUGAGGAAGGACAGAACACAGCUGUGGGAACGUUCUCUCUCGGCAGUGGGACUGGGAUCGUUCUUGUGCCUUGCAAUAAGAUCGCAGCCUCUGGGGUGAGUCAAAGCAACAAUCAGCCUAAAUCAUCAGUAACAGUCACCUGGACAGCACCAGCCUCAGCCUCCUUGGGCAACAUCAUAGUCAAGUGA